Glycine soja is the source of this 2930-nucleotide messenger RNA. RefSeq names its product enhancer of mRNA-decapping protein 4-like. The record is from RefSeq and is a predicted model, not a curated record. Gene Ontology annotation, molecular function: protein binding. Gene Ontology annotation, cellular component: P-body. NCBI's taxonomy places the organism in Eukaryota, Viridiplantae, Streptophyta, Magnoliopsida, Fabales, Fabaceae. The coding region runs from base 16 to 2514 and encodes 832 amino acids. Gene Ontology annotation, biological process: deadenylation-independent decapping of nuclear-transcribed mRNA. The transcript is spliced from 12 exons.
UAGAAUUAAAGAGAAAUGUCAACGAUACAAUCUCUAGAUACAUUAAUUUUUUAUUUUUUUAUUUAUUUACAGUCUCCUAACCCUAACCCUAACCCUAACCCUAACCCUUCCUCCUCCUACCCUCCCUUUCACUUCCCCAACUUCGACCUCCCUCUCCCUCCCCACCCCCACCACCGCUCCAUCUCCUUCCCCACCCAACCCAUCCCUCCCCCUUCCAACCCCAACGCCGGCGCCCGCCUCAUGACCCUCCUUGGUAACACCUCCCCCACCCCGCCGCAGCCCCCGCCGCUCGAGUUCGUCCCCUUCUCCUCCUCUGCCGUCCUCGCCGCUGCCUCCGCCGCUUCCGCGGCCCUCACGCGCCUACCCAGCAGUAAGGUCCCCAAGGGAAGACACUUGGCCGGGGAGCUCGUGACUUACGACGUCGACGUGAGUCUGCCCGGCGAGGUCCAGCCCCAGCUCGAGGCGGCUCCGAUUACGAAAUACGGGUCGGAUCCUAACCCGGUUCUGGGGAGGCAGAUUGCCGUGAAUAAGUCGUAUAUAUGCUAUGGCUUGAAACAGGGGAACAUUAGGGUGCUUAAUAUUCACACUGCUGUCAGGUCCUUGCUCAGAGGCCACACUCAGAGGGUCACAGACUUGGCAUUCUUUGCUGAAGAUGUUCAUCUCUUGGCUAGUGUUGGCACAGAUGGCCGUGUCUACGUGUGGAAGAUCACUGAAGGCCCAGAUGAUGAAGAUAAGCCUCAAAUUACUUCCAAUAUUGUUAUUGCUCUUCAAAUAGUGGGGGAGGAGAAAGUUGAACAUCCUCAAAUUUGCUGGCACUGCCACAAACAAGAGAUAUUGAUAGUUGGUAUGGGAAAACAUGUUUUAAGGAUUGAUACCACAAAAGUUGGAAAUGGUGAAGCCUUUGUGGUAGAUGAUCCUCUGAGAUGUCCUGUGGAUAAGCUCAUUGAUGGGGUUCAGCUGGUAGGCACACAUGACGGGGAGGUGACUGAUUUGUCGAUGUGCCAAUGGAUGACCAAUCGAUUGGUAUCUGCGUCACAAGAUGGCACGAUAAAGAUCUGGGAAGAUCGCAAGACCCAACCACUUGCGAUUUUGAGACCACAUGAUGGGAAUCCGGUUUUUUCUGCUACAUUUUUUACUGCUCCUCACCAGCCUGAUCAUAUUGUCCUUAUCACAGCGGGACCACAAAAUCGGGAAGUAAAGCUUUGGGUCUCAGCAAGUGACAAAGGUUGGGUGCUCCCAAGUGACACUGAAUCAUGGAAAUGCACUCAGACAUUGGAGUUGAAGAGUUCAGCUCAACCUUCUAUGGAUGCAUUCUUUAAUCAAGUUGCAGCAUUGUCUCAUGCAGCAGGUCUGCUUUUACUUGCAAAUGCCCAGAGGAAUGCUAUAUAUGCUGUGCAUUUAGAAUAUGGUUCUAAUCCAGAAUCAACACGCAUGGAUUAUAUAGCCGAGUUUACUGUGACCAUGCCCAUUCUGAGUUUUACUGGGACCAGUGAUAUAUUGCCUCAUGGUGAACAUAUUGUUCAGGUUUAUUGUGUUCAAACACAGGCUAUUCAGCAGUAUGCUUUGGAUCUGGCUCAGUGCUUGCCUCCGCCAUAUGAAAAUGUGGGACUAGAGAAUUCAGAUUCCAGUGUUUCACGCGAUCCUAUUACUGUUGAAGGAUUCCACUCUUUAGAUUCUUCUGCAGGUAGAACAACUGAAAUGUCUUUAGCCAGUUCUGCUCCCAAAACAAUGUUACAAACAAGUAGUAAUGAGGGUGGACUUGUGGCACGAUACCCUUUAAGCUCUGGCCAUGUUGAGGCACCUAUUUCUAGAGGAAUCAGCAGUUCAAAUAUUGAAGCUAAACCUGCUACGUUACGGUCGGUUUCCCUCUCACCCAGGCUUAUUGCUGGCUCAUCACUGGUCAGUUCAGGAUUGACAAUGAAAGCGAUAGUUAAAAAAUUUCAGUCAAAAUUCAGGAAAGUUAGGGAAGCAAUGAGUCGAUGGGAUAAGCUUCAAUCUUGCUUAAUUUCUCAGUUUAGGAAUGCUUUCCAUAUUGUUGAUAGGUUGCAGGUGCUUCAAAAUUCCAACAAUUAUGGUGUUUUAAAUUGUGCCAGUGGCAUGAAAGAUGCUCUUUUGGUAAAGCAGAUUGAAUCUUUGAGGAACAUCUUGGUUUCCAUGCGAAAGACUCUGGAAGAAUUUCAUUGUAUUGUCUUAUCUCUUGACAAAAUUCACCAUGAUAGUAGACAACAAGUGAAAGGUGGUUCUUGUAUUCUGAACAUGAAACAAUUGCAGCAACAAAUUGGCAUCAAACCUAGUCUUAUCUAUUGCUUGGAUAGCCUGAUGUUUAUACAUGAGAUAUACAACUCUGAGUAUUUAUUAAAGUCAUCAGUGAUCUCAGCACUAUCAGAAAUUGCCUUGAAGCCCAGUGACAGUGAUCUUGGUGCACUUCAGCAACUCUUGGUUGAUCAACCCAAUCUCCAAACUGUGGAAGUUCAAUUUGUAUUUGAUGUGAUAUUUGCCGAGGAACUGAGUUGAUGAUUCUCUCUACUAUGGAUGUUGACUUGGGACCAGGGGAUGCCUGAACUUUUAUACAUCAAGGGAGCUUUUUGAUCUUCCAGGAACGAUUGUUGAUGCAGAAUGAGUUAAGAUUAUUGUUGUUAUUUAAGGAUUGUUACUUUAUUUUAGAAAUGUUAUCUUUAUUUAAUGAUUUUUGUAAGAAAUAGAUUAUCAUAUUAGGACUUUUAAUUUGUUUUGAAUAGAUUAGGAUUUUAUAUUAUAGAAAACUAAUAUAUCAUUAGGAUUUGGGUUAAAGAUGCACGUUUGCAAAUAUAAGGAACCUUAAGGAGCAGUUUUUUUAGGAACUAAAUGUGUGUAUUUGUAUAUUUAGAGAAACUAAAAAUAUAGUUAAUCCUUGGAAAUUGAAAUUUUAUAUUUGAUUAGGGAUUAAUUCC